Molecule: messenger RNA, 1135 nt
Organism: Lolium rigidum
Lineage: Eukaryota; Viridiplantae; Streptophyta; Magnoliopsida; Poales; Poaceae
Product: protein trichome birefringence-like 12
Exons: 3
Cellular component (GO): Golgi apparatus
Molecular function (GO): O-acetyltransferase activity
Source: RefSeq, a predicted model, not a curated record
CAAAGGUGGCAGCCUGUAGAGAAUUCCAAAAUUCAGAAGGAUGGAAUCAAGGGAACUUACAGAGUUGAUGUUGACAUUCCUGCUGAUGAUUGGGUAAAUAUCACCAAGUUCUAUGACGUGCUCAUUUUCAACACCGGACACUGGUGGGGUCCGGAUAAAUUUCCAAAAGAGACUCCCCUUGUUUUCUACAAAGGGGGAAAACCCAUUGAGCCUCCACUCGACAUCUUCAAUGGACUAAAAGUAGUCCUCAAAAGUGUGGCCUCGUACAUUGAAAGGGAGGUCCCAAGUAAAACUCUGAAGCUGUGGCGCACACAGUCACCCAGGCACUUUGAUGGGGGCGAAUGGGAUCACAACGGCAGCUGCGUGUCAGAUAGGCUCCUAGAAGAACACGAGCUCGACUCUUGGUUCGAUCCAAGGUUCGGCGGAGUGAACAGAGAAGCGAGGCUAGUGAACUCGGCGAUCCAGGAAGUGCUAGUCAACACGGACAUCCAGCUGCUCAACCUGACCUACAUGAGCGAGUUCCGCGCCGAUGCCCACCCCGCUAUUUGGCUCGGGAAGAAGGACGCGGUGGCGGUCUGGGGCCAGGACUGCAUGCACUGGUGCCUGCCUGGCGUACCAGACACGUGGGUCGACAUCCUGGCCGCGCGGAUCUCGCACUACUUCAAACAGGGCAAAGGUUGAUGUUGUGUUCUAAAGCUUGGACAUCGAUACUGCCCUGCAAAUGUUCAUGUGGAACAAAGGGCACUCAUAUACUGUGUAAUCUAGAUGUUCACCCGAGGGCAAAGGUGUGGAUGUAUGAGAUGAUUCACGGGAGGAGCAAGAUGACUCUUUGGUAUAUUGAUUUGAGAGGCAAUGCUAGUUUAGUCAGUUUAUUUUUCUGGAGGUAUUCGCCCCAGAAAAUUUGUACUAGCUGUAGUUUGCACGUGGAGCCCUAAUGAUUCAGAUGUGAAGUUAACUGCAACUUUCUGUCCCAAUGUGAUUUUUGAGUGAAGAAAUAGUUCGCAGCUGCAACUUUCUGUAAAGACAGGUGACCAUUUGGAAUCUUGAUUUGAGAAGGAAUGCUGGUGUAGUUUAUCAGGCUUGUUUGUUUGGUGGAGAUGCUUUGGCCCACCGAUUUUGUGGUUGCGCGGAGAAA